Molecule: messenger RNA, 1644 nt
Organism: Exophiala aquamarina CBS 119918
Lineage: Eukaryota; Fungi; Ascomycota; Eurotiomycetes; Chaetothyriales; Herpotrichiellaceae
Exons: 4
Coding region: 1-1644 (547 amino acids)
Biological process (GO): secondary metabolic process
Molecular function (GO): CoA-ligase activity
Source: RefSeq, a predicted model, not a curated record
AUGUACAUUACGUCAGAGGAGAAAGGUCUCCCAAUACCGACGAAAGACUUGAUAUCGUGGAUCUUCGACGAUCCCAAAUAUGACAUCGACAAGGCUAUAUACACUGACACUGCCAAGCCGUCCCGUUCAAUCUCUCAUCGCCAAGCGCGGACGAUAGUGCGCCAGCUGGCUGCUGGAUUUCAAAAGGCAGGUGUCAAGAAGGGGGACACUGUCUGUCUUCAUUCGUUUAAUGAUAUCUAUUACCCCGUGGUCGUCCUGGGAAUUAUUGCUGCCGGUGGGAUUUUUGCCGGGACGAAUCCUUCGUAUACGCCACAUGAAUUGAUACACCAUAUCAAGACCUCGAGAACAAAUUUCCUUAUUACUGAACCGGAGAUGCUCCCUCAAAUUCUCGAUGCUGCAAAGACAUGCAGUAUCCCCCACUCGAAUAUUUUGAUUUUUGACGUACAGAACCAGCCCGUUCCGAAUGGAUUCGAGUCCUGGACGAAGCUUCUGGGGCACGGUGAGGCCGACUGGGUUCGUUUCGAUUCUGAAUCACAGUGCAAGAACACGGUAGCCUGCAGACUCUUCAGUUCUGGGACAACUGGUCUUCCCAAAGCCGCCGAACUCAGCCACUACAACCUGAUCGCUCAGCAUACCCUGGUCUACGAAUCGUUUCCCAAACCAUACGAAGUCCGACGCAUAUUGCCUCUGCCGAUGUUUCAUGCAGCAGCAGUUCCCUCAGUCCACUUCACGCACCUCCGUGCAGGUCACAUUGGUUUGGUGAUGCGACGUUUCGAACUCGAAUCAUUCCUUAAGGCGAUCGAACAAUUCCAAAUCACCGACUGCAUCGUGGUUCCACCCAUGGUCGUUGCGAUAGUCAUGAGUCCACUGAUACAGAAAUACUCAAUGAAGAGUGUCAAGGUGGCCCUAUGCGGCGCCGCCCCCUUGGAUAAAGGUACCCAAGCACGCCUUACGGCCGUCCUCAGCGAAGGUGUACCUUUCACUCAAGUCUGGGGCAUGACUGAGCUAAGUUGUGUUGCGACCAUGUAUGUUUAUCCCGAAAACGAUACGACGGGAGGUUGUGGUCGGCUCAUUCCAGGGCUUGAGGCCAAAUUGAUCGACGAUGACGGCAAUAACAUCACCGCAUAUAACAAACAGGGUGAAUUAUGUAUUCGCGGGCCCACGGUGAUUAAGGGCUACUUUGAGAACCCUUCAGCCAAUGCAUCAUCGUUUGAUAACGAGGGAUUCUUCAAAACUGGAGACAUUGCGUAUUGUGACGAGAAGACGAAGGUAUGGUACAUUGUAGAUCGGAAGAAAGAAUUAAUCAAAGUCCGAGCAUUCCAAGUCGCCCCUCCGGAGAUCGAAGCAGUGCUUCUCUCGCACCCACACAUUGUCGAUGCGGGCGUGAUUGGCGUGCAGAAAUCAGUUGACGACUCGGAAUAUCCACGAGCUUACGUUGUGCGGCGGCCUUCGCCUGAGGGAGCCGCACUGACGGAGGACUCCGUGAAGAACUAUGUUGCAGAGAGAUUAGCGAAGUAUAAGAGGUUAGAAGGAGGCGUGGUGUUCAUGGAUGCGAUUCCGAAGAACCCAAGUGGGAAGAUUCUAAAGCGGGUUCUGCGUGAGAUGUCGAAGAAAGAACUCUCGAGUGCAAAUGCUAAACUAUAA